UUUAGGCAUGAUUUCGUGAAGGAUUCAGGUCGAAAUUGCAGUUGGAGGAAGAUUUACUUUUUUUUCCAUAUAGCUGGAAUGUAAAAUGGUUGUGGGGCAUGAAGCAGACGGAGAAGCAGCUAAUGUUAUGCAAUGCAGAUUGGAGGUGUGUCCGAAACAACUGUUCUCAAACUGUUUAACAUCACCGACAUCAUCCAGUUCCCUGUCUAAACAUCUCCUGAUGGAAUACGACGAUAUCGUAUGGAUUAAGGAAAAAGUCCCAAACGAUGCUGGGCUUGUAUCUCAACUUCCUACCUCCAUAACUGCCUCUGUUGACAGUUCCUCACCGCAGGAUAAAGUUACGGUCGGUAACGAUGUAUCAUCCCAUAUCACUGUUCAGUUCUUUAAUGGAAAUAACAAGAAGGUACCCGCUGAAUUCCUUAAGGAAAAUGAGGAGGAUGGAAAUUCUAUUUCCAUUGAAGACUUUGAUAUCACGGAAUAUGAGAAAAAACUGUAUGAUAAUGCGAAACAAACAAUAAAUCUAAUUGGUGAUCUGUGCAACCGUUCUGAACAAAUCACUGAACAGCAAAAGGAGACGCUUCUUAGAUUGGAAGAGAAACAGCAGGAAUGCCAAAAGAUCACUGAAAAAAUGGAGGAAGUUGCAAGACAAAAUGAACAACUUACUAUUGCGAAACAAGAGCUCGAACAACGCCUGGUUGAACAUAGUGCAGAUCAAGAAGAAAGUGGAAUAAGCCAGAGCAGUAAGACGGAAGGAAACCUAUCCCAGACGGAAUGGCAAAGAGUGGAUAGUUCACAUAUUAGUAACAGCGAUUUAUUACAACCAAACAGUGUUACGUUUCUCCAGAGCACCGAUAAAAUCGUUGUCACGGAUCAAGACAACGGUUUACUGCUUUUCUCUGUAGAAUUUGGGCUCAUCAAGAAAGUUUCAAGUUCAGAGUGGAAAUGGCCGCAGUCUGCUGUAUACACUCCAGAUAAUAAAAUUUUGGUUUCCGCAAUGGUAAGAGAUGGAAGUGGAAACAAAACAGUAUGGAAACGUAACUUGAUCAAAUUUAACGAAAACCUGGAAUUCGUUUCGAGGAUUGAAGGGCCAAAAUGGAUAGAGAAUGAGACGGUUACUAGGGAGCAUUUGUGCAUUGCAUUAAAUGGUUACAUAUAUUUAUGCGUUACUGGAGAUACGUUUUCGGCUUUGUAUGAACUUGCAACUGAUGGUCAGUGGACUGAACUUUGCCAUAAACGGAGUGCAAGGUUUUCUAACAUACAGGUGUUGGCUGUGAUUGAUGUGAUAACAGAAGUUUUGGUUGUAGAACAAAAACGCGGUUACAUUUGGCUGCUUAGUAUUCGGGAAUCCACUAUAUGCGACCGAAAUAUGAUUGCUGCCGUGGAAAAGCCUGGAGCACUGUGCAUCGAUGACGAGAAGCAACUGUUUAUCCAUGAUAUUGGACAGUCGAAAAUCCGCCUUUUAGAACCACGCACUUUCGAGGCAAUCCAGGAUGUAGCUCUUACUUCCAAGAAUUUAACCGCUAUCAGUGCUUACCAAGGACUACUUGUCGCUGUUUACUGCGCUGACAAAAUUAUACACCUUCAUAGGUACUCAUUAACUCAUAAAAAAAGUUUCAAGUGA
Molecule: messenger RNA, 1621 nt
Organism: Loa loa (African eye worm)
Lineage: Eukaryota; Metazoa; Nematoda; Chromadorea; Rhabditida; Onchocercidae
Exons: 7
Coding region: 86-1621 (511 amino acids)
Source: RefSeq, a predicted model, not a curated record